Messenger RNA from Paramormyrops kingsleyae, 2342 nucleotides. The record is from RefSeq and is a predicted model, not a curated record. NCBI's taxonomy places the organism in Eukaryota, Metazoa, Chordata, Actinopteri, Osteoglossiformes, Mormyridae.
UAUGAAAUUAGUAAAAUGUGUCAGGUUACGUCCUAAUUUUCAAGCGUAGGACACAGGACACAGGCAUGGAAAUUCGUACAGAAGUGCGUUCCCUUAAGGACUAAAUGGGAAUAAUAAGUGCGACGUGAUGGUGACUAUGGCAAUGAGCAGAGAUGCAUCGCUCAGCGAAGACUGCGGGCGCAGUUGGCGUCGUGGUGCAGGAGCUCGGCUGCUCCACUGACAUCAAUCCCACGCCGCCGGUGGUCGAGGAUCCAGAGCCCCUGCUGGAUCUCUACCUCUCCCCGGAGAAGCUGCGAGUGCUGGGGGGCUGCGAGGACCUGCGGGGGGUCAUUGUCCUGGAAAUGUCUGUCGACACGCGGGAGAACACCCUUGGCAACUUCGGUAUCUUCUUGCCAAGUCUUGUGCAGCUGAAGAUGAACAACAGUUUGAUCAUGUCCAUAAGGGACCUGGGGACAUCACUGUCCCACCUGCGUGUCCUGUGCAUGGCUCGCUGCGGCCUCAUCGACCUGGACGGGAUCCCAUCGUUCUGCUCCCUCAAGGAGCUGUACGCGGCCUACAAUGACAUCUCGGACCUCAGCCAGCUCAGCAUGCUGGAGCACCUGGAACUCUUGGACUUGGAGGGCAACAACGUGGACGAUCUCGUCCAGGUGCAGUACCUGGGCCUCUGCAGCCAGCUCCGUGCCCUGACCCUGGAGGGAAACCCCAUCUGCAUGCACCCCCACCCGGCCACGCAGCAGGCAGCGCCAUACUGCUACAGGUCAGCUGUAAGGGAUCUGGUUCCGCAGCUGCGUUACCUGGACGACAUCCCAGCGGAGGAUACAGAACCUCGCUACGGCACGGCCUCCCUGGAGGACUGGGAUGUGAUCAAGGAGUCCAUUAAGGAGAGGCUCUCAGACAGCCUGGGGCCUUCAGAAGAGAAGACAGUCGGGGGAGUUCCCUCCUCUCGACCCUCUUCGGCACCUCUCCCCCUCAGCCGAUCAGCCAGCCGACCCGGCACCGCCCGACCCGGCACCGCCCGACCCGGCACCGCCCGACCCGGCACCGCCCGACCCGGCACUGCCCGACCCGGCACCGCCCGACCCGCCUCCUGCCCCAGGUCCAGGCCUGGCUCAGCUGAUGCGGAUCCCGCUUUUGUGGACCCGGAUGCCAGCGACUUGACACAUGGCAUGGGCCGGGUGAUGUGUGGAAACCCUGUGCAGGCCCUCAAGCAGUGGCGGCAGAAGCUCAGCCGCCCCAUCUCCUGUUCUCCCUCCCUCUCCUCGAGCUACACCCCCCAGGGCCAGCCCAACAGCUUCAGGGAGUGCCGCUGUGACCCUGGGGAAGCAGAAGAUGCUGAAUGUGGUGACGUGUUCACAGAGCUGCAGGCCUGGAGACAGGGGCACAGCAGGCGGCUGAUCGCCAUAGCAAAGGAGCGCCUGCCACAGGUGAUGAAGCUGUCCCACAGCAUGGAGGAUGAUGAGGAGGAAGGCAAAGGCAGCAGCAUUGACUCCAUGAGUGACGAAGAGGGAGAUGAGGAAGGCGAGGGCCAGAGAGCAGGCAGCAGUCCCUGGAACAGCACAGACUCCCCAGAUUCUUCCUUCCAGUCUCUGACCCCAGAUUUCAUGUCGGAGGGCAACGCCAUGUCUCCCGGUGUCUCACGGACCUCCACACCACUGGACGCCACCGUGUGUCCCUCCCCGCCCCUGACGCUCAGGGCGCCAGCCGGUGCCCGCAGGGGGGCGUUUGAGAUACGCACGCGCCGGCUGCGGACGGUCAGGAAGGUGCCAUUGGGUGGAGGAGGAGGAGGAGGAGAUGGAGAAGGGAGAGCAGGGCCCUUGCCAGGGGAGGAGGUGCUGAGCACGUGCCCUGAGAGUCAUUUUGCUCUGACGCCUGGUAGCAUUCCGCCACAUAGAUCCAGCUCAGGACCUGAUGUCCUGGGACACACAAGUCUACGUGACGAGACAGCGAGGAGCUACCAGAUCCGGCCAGUCCACGUCCACUUUCCCACAAUGCCCCAGGUGUCCCCCGUACCUCUGACACCCAGAAGGCCUCGCUCCGCCCGGCCCUCCCUCCAGGGGCUCCCCACCCAGGAUGGUCCCCACUGCAGCUGACAGCUAGAGCUUCCUGUGGAACAGCUGUGGGUGCUUAUCUGGAGGGUGAUGGGGGGUGUGAACUUCUGCUCUGCUGGAUGGCUCUCACUGCUGUUCCACUACAAUAACUGAAUUAAGUCCUUGGGUUAUUAAAUGUAUAAGGCUUCAUCUUCUAGGAUCUACAGGCUAUCAACCUACUAUAUAAACAAGCUUUUUUUUUGCACACUGAUUCAAAUGAAUUUCUCAGCUUUACAGAAACAAAUACUAAUACUU